GUGUUGUGGGUGUUUGCUUACAGGCUCAAUGCAAAUCAAACGUGCAAGUCUCUUAUCUCUAGAGUAUAGAAGUGCACAGAAGAGAGACACAGGUGGAAACAUUUUAUCAGAUUAAAAACGACAAUUUGUGUCAAUCAAAUUCUUGAAAGAUGGCUGAACUGCUGAAGAACUGCUUUCUAGAAAACAAGGAUCUUAUUUUGAAAAUCUUGGAGCAGGGUACUGAAGUGAUAGCCUGUAUCAGUAGAGAUCUUUCUCCACUUUUCGCCAUUGUAGCUCCGUUUGUGAAGCUGGGGGUCGAAAGCGUGGAAAGCAAAGAAGCCCAAUUCAUGAAGGAACAGUUUUUGAAGUUAGGAGAUCGCCUUAAAACCAUUUUUGAAGAGAACAGGCAGAUCAACGAUGAGAUCAAGAAGAGCCAAAUAGAUACUUUCUACUCAUCCAGGGAGAACAACCUGACCAACCACUUCCGCAAAUUAAUGGACAUGAUCGAGGUCAAAGAUGAGAGAUUCAGACAGGUCAGGAAGGAAAUGUUCAUGAGCAGCUUCGACAGGAUGAAUGGUGAAAAAGACUUGAACUCUCUGUAUGAUGCUGUCAUUGGAAAUAACAUGUUUGGAGAGUCUAUACUGGACAUGGCUCUAAAUUACGAGCAGAAGAGCCGCAGGCGGGUGGAGGAAUACUGCGCAAUGCUAAAGCAACUGUUUUGCAUCGGUUUAAUCGCCUUACUGGCAUAUACAGCCAUGGAAGGCGGCGGUAAAGAGGAGAAGUUACUUCAAGAGUGGAACAAGAAAAUGAAAGUGAUCCAGUCUAAAAUAGACGAGGUCAUCAAAGAAUGCACCAACAGCUUUCCCACACAGGCUGAGCAGGAUGCUGAACAUAUUGUGAGAGAGCACGCCGACAAAAACAACCAGCAAUUGGCUGACAUGUUAAUGGACCAUUUAAAAAAGAAAUACGACUGGGUGUGCUGGUCAGUCCGUGUCUUUAACUCUCCCAAAGGUCUGUUUGCAAAAAAGAAAGACUUUCAGGGAGCGAAGGGAAAGAGUCAGUUUCAGGUAUCGGUGUCGAAUAAAAAGUUAAAUGUUGUGAUUUCCUACAGCGCCUCACCUAAUCCGGUCGAUAAAGCCUUAAUGCUUCAACUUAUCCUGGCACAGAUAAAAUAUACUAACAAGAGGUCCUCAAUGAUGGCGAUGGCUAAAAAGCUUUUUGUGACAACCCCUUACGGUGUGGUGCACACGGUCAAGACUUCAUGUAAAGAUUUGGUCUUCUCCCACAGCUUUUCUGUUGAGCAGCACUUCUCUGUAAAGCUUCAGAACGUCUACGUCUUUCUUCAUACUGAAAAUGAAGGAAAAUAGAAAUGCCGUAGUCAACACCACAAAAAUGUUUUUACAGGAUGAACGUUAUGAACAUGAAAUGUGCACUCCUUAUAGCAUUGCCAUUGAUUUGUUGAUAUACUGUUUUUACAAAAACAAACGUUUGGCUUCUUAAUCUCUCUUCAACAUUUUAAGUUCCCUCUCUCCUCAUCACCUCUGCAACACCCCUUUUCAAAAAUCUGAUCCAAGUCCAUAAGUUUUUUAUCAGAUGAAACAGAUUUACAAACAAAUCUUUUCACAUUUUCAGUCAAUUACUUAGCAAAAUCCAUGGUCGACAUUUCACAUGGUUCAGUCCCAUAAUAUGUUCCCUGUGUUGUUCUGUUGAAAAUGAACAUAACUUUAAAGGGUUUAACUUAAAUUCUUAUGUAAACACUUUUAUUUUCACAGGCGACCUGUCCCUAUAAGAAUCUGUCAGAGGUUUUAUUUACAAAUUCGGGCCUUCCUCUCAAUUUUUAUUUUAUGUACGUAUUAUACCUUUAUUUCUUAAUGCAUGAAAAAAUGCUUUGCAGUAGUGGAUGAUGGAAAAUUACUAAGUACAUGUUUACUUCCUUGAAUACAACGGAUGUAAAACUCUGUGUGAAUGUGAUGCCCUUAAUUUAACCUUUUCUUUUUGACUAGAACUAGUUAGAACUGGUUGUUUAGUAUGAAACUUCUGCUUUAUGUGUGGCAUCCGCCCUAACUUCCUCUUGUCUUCUCACUGCACAACUUUCUGUAUGUCAGUUGACAUUCUUGCAAGAAUAAAAGAUCAAAUUA
This is a messenger RNA of Triplophysa dalaica, 2117 nucleotides long. Its product is annotated as protein rapunzel-like. The record is from RefSeq and is a predicted model, not a curated record. Bases 150 to 1346 code for a protein of 398 amino acids. The transcript is spliced from 2 exons. Lineage: Eukaryota; Metazoa; Chordata; Actinopteri; Cypriniformes; Nemacheilidae.